Diutina rugosa is the source of this 2250-nucleotide messenger RNA. It is a transcript of the gene TIP20, whose product is annotated as Tip20p. The record is from RefSeq and is a predicted model, not a curated record. Bases 1 to 2250 code for a protein of 749 amino acids. Gene Ontology annotation, biological process: regulation of ER to Golgi vesicle-mediated transport; endoplasmic reticulum to Golgi vesicle-mediated transport; retrograde vesicle-mediated transport, Golgi to endoplasmic reticulum. The transcript has a single exon. Gene Ontology annotation, cellular component: Dsl1/NZR complex. Lineage: Eukaryota; Fungi; Ascomycota; Pichiomycetes; Serinales; Debaryomycetaceae.
AUGGCGUACGUCAACGAGUUCUUCACCACGGUGGGGGAUCUUGGCGGCAUUGACGACCAUAUCGCCAAGUUGAGUGAUGAGUGUCUGGACAUAGAGGCCAUAGCAGAGCAGAAGGCGGCGUCGCGGCCACGAGGACUGGUGUCGCUGACGAGCUCGAGCCGGUCCACCGAUCGCUACAAUAAGGCGGUCGACGACGUGAUCCAGCAAGUGAAACUGCUUGAGGGGGGCACGACUGAGCUGAUGAUCAGUGGCAUCGACGACAUUUGUCAGAAAUGGGGCAGCAUCGACGUGUUGCUCGCAUUGAAGCAAAUGUUGAUCAAAAAGCAGAAGAUGGCCGAUUCCAUCAAAUACUUGAAUCGGGUGAGUGACGUGGAAACGUUGCUUGGUGACGUGGUGGGUAGUGCUGGCGUGAUCAGAGACAAAUUGCUGGCAUUGAGGGAGGAACCGGAAUUGGUCCCCGAAGCCAUCCCCAUCCUCAACCAAAGCAUUGCCGAAGCCGUGGCUAAGGCUCGUGAGGAGUUGAGCCAACAACUCCGUCCUCUCAUUCCGCUGAAGUGGCCAGCAAAGAUUGGUCCUGAAGACCAUAAAAAGAUUGUUAAUCUCAUGAGCCAGCUCAACCUGAUUCAAGCGAUUGACCAAACACCAACUUACCCCAAUGGCUGGUGGUCGGUUGAUCUUCUUGUUGAGCCCUACGUGGACCGGUUCAUGUACCAUUUCACUACUCCAGGAAUCGAAACCAACAAGAUCUCCAAACCCGAGUGGGCGCUCGAGUUUGUCGAGCAGAUUUUGACCGACCACUUGGACGUGAUCAACAUGGCAUUUGCGACGGUGUUGCCUGACCGGAUCUUUGCCAUGGAAGUCAUUACGUCCUUGCUCGUGCCGGUGAGGGCGAAGAUGAAGGUGUCGGUGGAAGCCAUCAAUAAGCUUCUCGCUCAAGAGGAAGAGGUCGCUACUGAACGGGAGAAAACUGGUCGCUUAUUAUCGCAUUUGAUCUAUGAACUAUCCGCAUUCGACCAGCGGUUACGCCAGCAGUUCAAAUAUAACCCCUACGCCACCCCGAAGUCGGCCCCUAGCGAAAGAUGGCUGGGACUCGUGGGCGAUGUGUUGCUUGCCGAUAAGGAAGCCGUCAACAACUGGCUCACGUUUGAGUACGAAUUGGCGUCAAAACGGUUCACCUCGGAAAUCUUGGGGUUGCCCGAUGCCUAUGCCAUCGACUUUGAGUACCGUCACAACGACAAAUCCCGUGGAGUGCAACCAACGUACUCCGCCUACAACAUGUCGAAACUUUUGGCCAAUUUGACGAGUCACUUCGCCCCGAUCCUGGCAGUGAAGUACCAGCUUAAGUUUGUGCUGAAUGUUGAAAUUAAGCUUUUGGAGUUAUAUUUGGCGGAGUUGAACAAGAAAUUCCGCGAGUUCACCAAGCUAUUCGCCUCAAAGCUGAUGCUCAGCUUUUUGCCUAAAGCAGUGGCGGUAGCGGCGUCCGCUUCCGAAGCGGAACGACGGCAACAACUUGAGCAGAACUCGGUAGAAAACGGCCUCAAGGCUUUGGAAAUGGCCACCGGGGUGUUGUGCAGUGCUCAGUUCAUCAGCGACACCCUCACCAAAGCGCUGAGCCAGUUGAUCUACGUCCAGUUGCUGGAGUUCUACUACACUCACCAAGGGGGCACGGGGCUGGUAUUUGACGCCACCAUCGCCAAAUACGACGACCUCGUCACCAAAGUGCUCGCUGUGUACGGUGAUUUCUUCUCCCGGGAGCUCAAAAACCGCAUGAAGGCGUACAUCAACCAGACGGCGUGGGACAUCGACCACGCUGCUGAUGACGCCAACCCUCAGCUCGUGCCGCUCGUGGAGGCGCUCCACCAGUACAUCCACUUUAUCCGCCGCGGCUUGCUGGCAGGUCUAGCUAACAUCGUGCUGGAUACGGUGCUUCUGGCGUUGUGCAAUCUUUACUACGAGUACGUCGUCGAUAACAACGGCUUCACUACCGCCGGGGUCAAACAACUACGCCUCGACUUGAAGUACUUGUAUACUCGCCUCGAAGACAAUAUGGCUUUGGAGGUGAACGCUGCGACCAAUGGCAGUUAUCAAAAAUUACAACUGGCGGUGGUGGUGCUUUCCAUUGGUCCGUCACAGGCCCAGGCAUACAGUAGCGGCGAGCGGCCUUUAAGUGACUUACGGAGCCAGUUUGACGACCAGUUGGCGCCAUUGACCUCGCACCAACUCAUGGGCCUCCUCCCAAGAAUCAUGUAA